Messenger RNA from Ustilaginoidea virens, 669 nucleotides. RefSeq lists its product as uncharacterized. Gene Ontology annotation, molecular function: structural constituent of ribosome. Lineage: Eukaryota; Fungi; Ascomycota; Sordariomycetes; Hypocreales; Clavicipitaceae. The transcript is spliced from 2 exons. The record is from RefSeq and is a predicted model, not a curated record. Gene Ontology annotation, cellular component: ribosome. Bases 1 to 669 code for a protein of 222 amino acids. Gene Ontology annotation, biological process: translation.
AUGCCGCCCCGACUCCCAUGCAGCGCCCUACGCUCGCCCGCACCGCCGUUCCGCCUGCCCACAGCCCGCGCGCUCUCCUCCACGCCCGCGCCUGCCUCCCCCCCCCGCGACGCUCCCGCGCCCCACGCCAGAUCCUCCUCGAGCGGCGACCUCCUCUCCCUCAUCCACGACAAGCCCCGGCGCGCCGGCCGCCUCGCCCGCCCCGUCGCCCGCCCCGGCGAGACGGCCAGCAACCUGCUCAGCCGCCUCGAGAGGGAGACCAAGCACCGGCGCGAGUCGCUCGAGGCGCUGCGCAACGAGAAGAUCUCGACCGACUACUUGAAGCAGAUGCCCCGGCGCUGGGACGCCGGCGACGUCUACUCGCCGCAUGACCUGAGCCCCGCCGAGAUGCAGAAAUGGCGGAGGCGCUCGGCCCGCCGCAGCGACGUCGUCGACGCGCUGGGAAUCAGGCCGCUGGACAUGUACAAGAAUUUCUCCCUCGUGCAGGAAUUCACCACCUCCUCCGGCCAGAUCAUCCACUCGUCAGGCACCAGCUUGAGGCCCGUCAACCAGCGCAAAAUCGCCAAAAUGAUUCGUCGGGUCCAAGGAAUGGGCAUCUAUCCUACGAUUCACGAUCAUCCCGAGAUGAUUCGGGAAAACUUCUUUCCACCUUCAAAGACGCAUCAUUAG